Messenger RNA from Prunus armeniaca (apricot), 729 nucleotides. The record is from the annotation of a GenBank genome assembly. Lineage: Eukaryota; Viridiplantae; Streptophyta; Magnoliopsida; Rosales; Rosaceae.
AUGGCAACAGCUAUUCGGUCUGCGGUUGGAAAGUUGGGGAGUAAAUAUUCUUCACGUUGUCAUAGCAAUGGAAGAAUAGUAGCAAACAUGGUUAGGGUUGGGGAUUUUCAAAUUAGGAGCGCAGUAGUCAACAACUACAAUAUUGAUCGUGAUGUCUUGUUUUCAACUUCAAAGCCUCCUUCUUCUUAUGGUUAUUCCUCUCGCCAUCCUUUGCUUUUUGGCAACCAUCACAAGAAACCUCCGCCUGUUCUUCAUCUGAAAUAUGAUUCCGAUUUUGACGAGCUAUGUGAUGGUGGAUUUAGUCCAUGUCCUUGUUUUAUUGAUGAUCCUGAUACUAUAUCUCCUACCCGUUUCGCCGUGGAAGAGUAUAACAAGCAAAAGAAUGCCCAACUGCAAUUUGUCAGAGUUUUGAAGGCAUGGCACGAGAUGCGUGGUGCUUAUAUGUUGUAUUAUCUAACAUUGGAGGCAGUUGAUGAGGGCGUGGUUAAAGUUUACCAAGCAUUGGUUGAUGUACUUUGCUACGAAACGAUGGAGCUACAAUUGUUUGGUCUUCUUAAUGUUGAUAACGGGAGUUUGUUAAAAUUAUUUUUUAAGAGACCCACAACACCUGAUGAUGUACUAUAUGAUUGUACAGACCAAAAAUGCAUGAAGAAUGUUCCAAGAAAGACAAGCAGCAGAAAUUGUAUUGAGGAAGAGAUACUAAGCACCUUACUACAGAAAUUGUAUUGA